UAUGGAAACAUCGUGAAUAGGUGUAUAUGUCUCUUAACGUUCACAACUGGAAGUGGUAUUAGACGUAUUAUUCUUACAAAAUUGCGAAUUGCGACAAACUUUUCUAUUUUAAUUAAUAUAUGAAGAUUAGAAUUCAAAAUUACAUUAAUAUGGCACUCCAAAAAAUUUUAUUAAAUGGUGGAUUAGUGUUAAUCGCUAUGAGAAUUAUUACUCUUUCCAAUGCUAACAAUACAGAAUAUGGACAAAUUGCUAAUAAUACACAACAUACACAAUAUAAACUAGUUGAUAACAAUACGUUGGAACAUGUAUGGAUUGCUACAAUACCGAAUAGAAACAAUACAAAACCUAAAAAGAUAUUGCUACGAAUUGCUCAAAAUACAAACCAUAAAAUAAUUCCUAAUAAUACAGCAUAUAACCAAAUUGCUAACAAUACGAAACAUGAACGAAUUGCUAACAAUACAGAAUAUCAAGGGUUUGUUAACGAUAUGCAAUAUGAACAAAUUGCUAACAAUACUAAAUAUAAACAAGUUGCUAACAAUACGGAAUAUGAUACCAAAUAUACCGAGAUAAAUUCUAAUUUGUCGACUAAAGAUAAUGAAUAUAACAAAACUUUAAAACUAUAUCAACAAAUGACUAACAAUACGAAAUAUGAACUGAUUGCUAACAAUACAGAAUAUCAACGGAUUGCUAACAAUACAAAAUAUGAACGGAUUGCUAACAAUACAGAAUAUGAACGGAUUGCUAACAAUACGCAAUAUGAACAAAUUGCUAACAAUACUAAAUAUAAACAAGUUGCUAACAAUACGGAAUAUGAUACGGAAUAUACCGAGAUUAAUUCUAAUUUGCCGACUAUAGUACCGUCCCAUUAUAAUGUCAAAAUACUACUUUACUUUAAGGACAAUCUUUUAUUCGGUGAUUGCAGUAUUAAUAUAAACAUUAACCGUCAAUUGGAAUCUAUAAAGCUAAAAUCCGUAGCCAUUCGUAUAAUUGAAGCAAUCUUGAUUCCUAAUAAAAAUACAAGUGUGUAUCAAUUUUCUUCAUUCACCAACUAUAACGACAUUCUUACUAUUAAGUUUGAUAAAGAGAUAUCUCCUGAUACAUACACUUUAAACAUGACAUAUAUGCGUGUGAUACAUAAACGCAAAAGUCCAAUCCAAUCUGUAUAUCAAGACAAACUAGGAGAUCAAAAGUUGAACCAAAUAGGUGUUGAGGUAAUGAAGGUCCGACAACUAUUUCCGUGCAACAAGUUAAGCAAUUCCACAAUUAAGAUUGCCAUCAAACAUGACGAAAAAUAUACAGUUUUAUCAAAUAUGCCUAUUCGAGUACGAAAUAAAGCUGCUAAUGGCAUGAUGUGGACUGACUUUGACGAAUCUUCACCAAUGCCUGUGCAACAGAUAACGUUUGUGAUAACCACAUUUACUAAUGUUUCUAGUCAGUUUGCAAAUGUUACCAUAUGGUGCAGACCAAGUGUUUGGAUACAUGUUCUUUAUGCAAAAGAUGUUCUCGAAGAGGUUGUGCCUUAUUUUAAAGAAAAAUACAUGCUAAAAUUAUCAAAAUUGGAUAUUGUUGCAGUCUGGCAUCGUCACGACUAUAACAUUACGACAUUGGGACUCAUUUUGCUAAGGGAAGCAGAUAUUAUUUAUAAUGAAGACUUGCAUUCCGUUAUACGCCGAAGGGAAGUUGCGCACAUAAUAGCGCGUCACUUGGCAUUUCUUUGGUGUAAUAAUGUGAUAGUUUGGUUUAAAAAUGGUUUUGCUACAUUUGUCGGAACGUAUAUCUUGGAUCAGAUAUACCAAAAUGAUCACAUAAUGGAUUUAAUGGUCGUGCAAGCAUAUCAAGAUUCUUUUCGUUACGACAUUCCUUCUAAUAAAGAAUUGAAUAGCAGUAACGCCGUUGAAAUCAUUUCAUGGUCUCGACUACAUUAUCUAAGAUCAUUUAUACUAUGGCGCAUGUUUUACCAUAUCAUGCCCGAUGUAUUCUGGCGUGGUAUCCGUACAUAUAUAAACAGGAACUCUACUUAUGACAUGACACCAGAUUUAUGGGCCAUUAUGCAAUCUCUCUAUACAGAAAGCAACCCGAAAAAAACCCAUAAUCUUUUUUUUAAAUUGAAAUAUUUAAUAUAUACAUGGAGUUCGAAGAAAUAUUAUUUUGUUUUAAAUGUGAUGAAACUUCAUACUGAUUUGCAAUAUUUCGAUACAUUAAUAGGCUACACUCGAUCCCCCUAUAUAAUAGAAAAUGAUAAGACACUAACUUGGAUACCUGUAACAUAUACGUUGGAAUCGUCUCCUAAUUUUAACACGUCUGGUGUUUCGUCUUGGAUAUCCACAGAAGAUAUCACGAGAUAUUCAGGUGCAUACGCAGGUGCAUUAAUUCACCACAACACUAGUAUAAAGAAAUGGAUUAUAGUCAAUAUACAACAAGCUGGAUACUAUCGCGUCAAUUAUGAUGUUGGAAACUGGCAACAGCUUAUGCGAUACUUAAACUCCGAUGAUUAUAACAAAAUACAUAUUCUUAAUCGUGCUCAAAUCAUCGAUGACGCAUUUUACUUCUUUGUACAAAAACAACUCACAUACAACUUGUUUUGGAAUCUUACGAACUUCGUAAUACGAGAUACUAAUUUUGUUACAUGGUAUCCUAUGAUUAAAGUUUUCGAAUCUUUUACUUGUAUGUUUCCACUUGAAUAUGGUAAUUUGAUAAUGGAAACAAUGAAAAACAGAAUAGAUGGACUUCUUACAAAAAUAGGAUACUUUGACGAAUGGACAGACCAUACUCUCACUAUAUAUUUAAGACAAGAAGCUGUAAAAUGGGCAUGUAUUCUUGAUAUUUCUGAGUGCCGAAGAAAUGCUGCUUCGAAAUUAUUAGAAGAGUUUAAAUAUUCUGAAGACAACUCAAAUUCGAUGGAGAUGAAACGAACAUACUGUCAUAAUUUAAUACCAAUGAACCACGCUAUUUGGAACGAGAUAUGGAAGAAAUGGAAUGCAACGUUUGAUGAAAGAUUUUUAGAAUACCUAUCUUGCUCUGAAGAUCUUGCUAUCAUUCGCCAUUAUUUAACGGAAUUAAUACAGCGCGGAGCUCAGCCCGAAUAUGUUAAUGCAUUUUUUUUUAGUGUUGCAAAACAUGCAAAACAAGUUGAACUGUAUAAUUUUGUUUUCAGUAUUGUUGAAAAAGUUACUUUCGAUUCAAAUAGAAAAAAUGACUUAAUUGCAACAUUCAUUGUAAUUAUUACACAUGUGCACGAGCAAAAGCACAUGAACGAGAUAACCAAAUAUUCAUCGAAAAAGCGAUAUCAAAUAGCAAGAGAUGUUGAAAAAAAAAUAAAGAAACGAAAAUUGGAAUACGUAAGACUUGUCAACAACUACGGGUAUUACUUAAGUAUCAGUAAAUAUAAUAAAUAGCGAAACAUUUAAGUCAGUGGAAGACUUACUUCACUGUUUCUCAGCCAUAAUCAUGUAUCGAUAUUUGCAUUCUUUGAUGAGUAAUGAAAAAGGAUUACGUUAGUGACAAAAACAAUUAUCAUUUAAAAUACGUAUACAAAGGACAUGGACGGACAUCUGACAACGAUA
Linepithema humile (Argentine ant) is the source of this 3563-nucleotide messenger RNA. Lineage: Eukaryota; Metazoa; Arthropoda; Insecta; Hymenoptera; Formicidae. The record is from RefSeq and is a predicted model, not a curated record.